CACACAACAUCUCAUCAAAUAGCCAUGGAAACAGAUCGAUUUUAUAUCAACUCAUAUCGAAGCCAAAAGUUAAUUAUAAAGAAAAUGUACACCAUACAAGUGGGAAUCGAGUAGCUCCAAUAAAAGCGGGAGUAAACGUCUGCUGGUACUGAACAUUUCCCGCGGGAAACAACAAUCUUUGUAUGAACUUAACGGUCUCUGCCGGAGCUACAAAAGUUCAACAAAGCCGAAAUGAUCUACGUUAAAGGAAGUCCACAUAGGCCUUCUUCUAUCGAUUCUUAUCAUUAUGGUAUACCGUGAAGAAGCCAUUGGAUCAUAGAGUGAAUUUGUGUUCAUUAUUUAUGAAUUAGAUAAAGAAAAAGCUGAAUGUUUGACGAACAGAGAUGGCCUGACUCUGAAUGUAGAGAUAUGAAAGUUCUCCAAAUUUUCGACAUGAAUUUGAUUGUGGAACUUCAAAACUAUAUGAAACAAAAAUGGUGUACUCCUCGGGACACACUUCAUUUUUCUAAAGUUCCAAAGGUUCUGCGGGAGCCCGCCAUUUUAACGGGUUAUCGUCCCGUCAACAGGUCAUGGCGAUAUUACUUCUUCAGUCUUUUUCGUGUGCACAACGAGACUUUUAACGUCUGGAGCCACCUCGGAGGCAUUUUAGCGAUCUUUCUUCUACUCUGGAAACUCUCAGAAACAUACGGAUUUACAAGGAAUAAGCAUAUAUGGCCAGUCCUAACAUUUGGUGUGUGUGCGAUCAUCACAAGCAUGCUUAGUUCUGUCGCCCAUUUAUUUCAUUCCAAAUCUUCGGAUGUUCACUAUACUAUGUUCUUGUUAGACUAUAUUGGAGUGACGUUUUAUUCAUAUGGUACCGGUGUUAUUGCAAUGUAUGCCUGUUCAACAAAAACAUUUUACGACAACUGGGCACAGCACUACCUUCCAGCCUUAGUUAUUGCCUGUUGGCUUUCUUAUAUUGUUCUGUGUGUAGCAAAAUGUCUUUAUGGAGAAAAUCCAUUUAAUUUGUCCCGGAAACUUUUACAGCUUGGUGGUAUCUUUCUCCUCUCCGUUUUGCUGAUUGCUCCGUUAUUUGAUAGAUACAUGACGUGUUUUAUGCAGAAAUCCUGUUCAAUAUCGUCACUGCAUCAUAUCAGUAUUUGCAUAUUCCUUUUUUGUUUACAAGCCUUCUUCUUUGGCAGCCAUUUUCCUGAAAAGUUGUUUCCGGGUAAAUGUGACAUCGUGGGUCAAGGACACCAGAUUUUCCACAUUCUAAGUACCGUUACCCAGGCGACCCAGAUCCGGGCUGUGAUCGUGGACAUGGAGUCCGGACACUCGGACCACACUGAUCCCGUGAUCUCAGAGCUCCUUGUUUACGGCGUCUUGCUGAUGACCUUGUCACUACUCACAUUCCUGUAUGCACGUAGAUUUAGACUCAACAGAAAACUUUAGUUUGGUGAUAUUAUUAACUUUUUUGCAUGUAUUUUUAAUCACGACAAUCACUCAUUUUAUUUUGUACCAAGUUAUUUUAUCACUUCAAU
Saccostrea cuccullata (small rock oyster) is the source of this 1520-nucleotide messenger RNA. Its product is annotated as membrane progestin receptor beta-like. Gene Ontology annotation, molecular function: nuclear steroid receptor activity; steroid binding. Bases 367 to 1431 code for a protein of 354 amino acids. The transcript has 3 exons. Gene Ontology annotation, cellular component: plasma membrane. NCBI's taxonomy places the organism in Eukaryota, Metazoa, Mollusca, Bivalvia, Ostreida, Ostreidae. Gene Ontology annotation, biological process: response to steroid hormone. The record is from RefSeq and is a predicted model, not a curated record.